GCGGACAUUCGCGGAAGAAUGCGUAGCCAUUGAUUGCAUGAAUCCGAAUGUGAGUUUUGUGGACAAUUUUAUUCGCGAGGAUUUUUCGUUACAGUAACAAUGACGUCAGAGAGCUAAUCAAGUGCACGACAAAAGACGUGGAAGAAAGAAAGGAGGAAGAAAAUGAGGAAAUCAUAGAUAAGAAAGAGGGAAAGAACCAGAAGGUGUAAGAAAGAAAAAGGCGACUCACUAAAUUAGGUUUCUCAUACACAGGCGUCCAGCAUUAGAGAAUGUUUUGGGCGUUCUGGGAUUGAUCAAGAUCGGGAAAAUUCCUGAUUGUUUACCUGUCAGAACAUGUCUGACAUCCCGGAUUCUUGAUCCGACACGUGCAAUGGCGCCGCGCAGUGUUUUGUGAAGUGAAGGAAAGCUGUCCGGUAGUGUGGGUCAAACGGGAAAGGAAGAGGAAUGCAGGCGUUUAAUCCGGGAUUCAACUUUUCCGAUUGUGAGUGAUCGUUUUUUUUUCUUUGAAAUUGUGGCUUUGCCGCGCGAGAAGCGCAUGUGUUUCGAAAUGACUACUAUUUAUGCCAGGAGAACGCGGGGCAGUCAAGUUUGUAGCGCCUAGGACAGUGGAGUGCGACCGCAUUCAACGAAUUUUCCUUUUUGUUUUGAUUUUUGUUUGUUGAGAGAUGAAGUGCUUUUUGUGUCUAGUGCGGCCUUCAAUUGGAGUGAGACGAGAUCGACGCUGACGUGAAAUCCAAAGAGAUUCAGGAUCAGCAUCGUUAUCGAGGCCUCAUCCCCAGGUCCUAGUUUCCGAGGCGAAACGGCUCGUGAUCAAGACAGGAAUCGCGACCACCAAGAAUCGUAUCAGAUUGGCGAAAAAUCGACACUCGUCUCCCUUGAACUUGAAUUGCAUAUUCUCGCUUCGUUGACUUGAGGAAGAGUCAGGAACUCGGACAUCGCCAAGUAAGAUCUCUCCAGUUUUCCCUCAGUCCUCAUUUUUCACGAGGUUUGACGUCUCCGAAAACAAAGGAAGGAGUCUCUUGGAAGACGGAGCGAGUUCGGAAGACGGAAAGAGAGGGGUGGAUCCACGGAGAAAUAAAAAAAAGUGAGACGAACAGACUUGGAUACCCGGAGGACAAAAGCCGAAAGAAGUAGGCGGUGGAGAAGAAGAGGAAGAAGAAGUAGCCAGAGAGAGAGAGAGUCUGUCUACCUUUCUCGAAAGAGCGAGUGAGAUUAACCCUUGGUUCGAACGAGAAGGCUUCCCUUCGCAUCUGGCGAGAAACUUCUAGGAAGGAUUCUUCCUCACGACCGUUUCAGGAAUAACAAAGUGGACGGCCAAAUGCAAAAAUAAAACACGAACGAUUUUUAAGAGGCCUCUCGCCAAUCUAGCCUAGGUUCCAGUUUUUCGAGCAGCCUCGAAACCGGGGAGGAACUGGUCCUAGGGCCCAGAAUAGAGAGACAAAGAGAGAGGAAGUGAGGGGAUCAGAAAGGGCGAAUGUUGCCGGACUAGUGUGCCGUCAAAUUUCUUCGGCUCUGUUGGUUGUGCAUUAUAAGUUCGCUGAGAGUUCGUAUUCAGUGGAUAAAGUGCGCGAGUGUGUUUCUAGGUGAUUUCCCUUCCCCAGGAGGUGGCGAGUUGUUGAAACAAGAGUUGGGCUGGGCGGUGCUGUUGGUGCUCUUUCUGCUUCUGGUUUUGAUCAACCAGUAGAGAAGUGGGACAACCACGUGAACAUCAUUUGCAAGCAAGAACCACAUAUAUUAUCACGGAUCACCCUCAGCUGUUUCACGCCACGCCCACCCUCGAUGAGAGGAGGCACAUGUCCAUUGCUGCCGCUGAAAAUGCAGGGCCUGGCCCGUGUGACCUGCAGGACCCAUUGUGGGUCAAAAUGAGUGCAAUUACUGGCAGCAUCACUAAGAAGAGGAAGAAAUCAGAUGCCAAGCCUCAGUCGCAAAUCAACAAGUGCCUUAACGAGAAAAGACGACGGACCCAGGAGAACCAGUAUAUCGAUGAGCUUGCCGAGCUGAUUUCCGCCACGGAUAUGAGCUCUGGCAAGACUGAUAAAUGUCAAAUCCUCCAGCGAACCGUCGACCAGAUUCGGCACAUCAAGCAACAAGAGAAUUCCAAUAGUCAUGCUGUUCAGCAGGGAGAAGUUUCCUCGUCAAAUCCUAGCCUUAUUUCCAACGAUAAAGUUGGCCCUAUGUUACUUGAGGCGUUAGAUGGAUUUCUAUUCGUUGUAAACACUGAGGGGCGUGUGGAGUACGUAACGGAUAAUAUAACCGAGUAUAUAAAUUACACUAAGGAUGAUGUACUUGGAAAGGAUAUUUAUAAUAUAAUUCAUCAUGGAGACCACAACACCUUCAUGCCUAGUCUGUCACCAAUGACAUUAGGCUGGACGAACGAGCCUCAAUCUCAGACAAAGAAUCGCAUUUUCAAUUGUCGCUUUCUUGUGAAGCCUCCGGAUGACAAAGAGCAGACUAUGGAACAGAAGCAACAACGCGUAAAUAAGUACGAGACUAUGCAAAUUUGUUCUGCGCUUCUUGCAAACAAUUCUGAUCGUCUUGAAAGCGGUGAUGUAUCUUCGGAAUCUUCAGAUAUUGGUCCAUGCGUAAUGUGUGUUGCUCGCAAAAUUCCUGAGAAUGAGGUUCCAAUCAGCACCUCCAUCCAACAGUUUACUUUCAAACUGGACCUGUCUGGCAAAAUCCUUGCGCUAGAUAACAGUUGGUUGUCGCAAUCUUUCUGCAAGUACCUAAACAAGGACCUGAUUGGUUCCACAAUUCAGGACUUGUGUCACCCACAUGAUCUCAGUCAGCUGACUGCUCAUUUAAAGUGCACCCAGGAAGGCAGCCAUCGCUCAAGUCCUAAGUAUCGACUUUGCUUGAGUGAAGACACGCUCCUCUACGUUCAAGCGAAUUCAAGAUUUUUCGCAGCUAGUGAGAUGAGUGGAUACGACUCGGAUUACGUGAUGUGCACCAACUCCAUUUUGGGGGACAAUGACAACUUAACGCGUCUCGAGGGUGGUCAGCUUUCCAACAACAAAGUGCUCUCAGGACACUCUAGUAACCGUUGUGCGAAUAAUAGUAAUAAUAAUAAUGGUAACAAUAAUAAUAACGUGGGUGGCCCGCUGAUGUCGACGCAUCUAAACGGUCAAGUGAGUGGUGGUGUCAGUGGUCGAGGGUUGGCAUCGCAAUCGCAGGGCGCGACUACCUCUUCUUCGAAUUCGGUAACGUUUAGCACGAGCGAAAACCCCCUCACGUCGUCGUCGCUGAGCUCAUCGAGUAACCCUUUCAACCACUUUUCGGGCAAUAUGGACUUGGAGUUCGAGCUCUUCCCGAGUUCCACGUGGGACUUGGACAGUAGCAGUGGGUGGGUUGAAAGACCCGAGUCAAGAGCGAGCGGGCCACCACAUUCCCGUCCACCUUCCCAACCGGCUGCGGCAUCUCCGAGUCCGCAGGGGACGACGUUUUCUUCUAAUUCGGGGGUGGCGGCGUCACACUGCAGUCCCCUGCGUGCGUUCAGCCCAUCUACGGGGAAUCCUGGUCACCCCUUCAGUAAUUCGUUCCCCUUCAGUCCGGUCCAGGAGUCGCAGAUGCAGCUGAACAACGUGGCCGGCGCCGCCGGGAGCAACGUCAGUGCGAACGGUGCUGGAGGAGGAUCGUCGUCGAGCUGCAAGAGAAUUGAGGACUCCAAGGGGUGUCCGAGCACGAGCGGCACUAUGCACGUGAGCAGCGCACCAAGUACUCCGAGUGUGGAGACUCAAAACAGUGUAGUGUCCACGGAGUCGGGCAGGCUCAGGAACUUGUUAACCAAGGGAGCCAGUGGUAGUGAAGAUAGUCAGGACAAUUCGAAUAAUGAUUCGGGCAAACAAAAACAUAGGAUAUUAAAAACUUUGUUAAACCAGCAAGAUGAUGAUAAUGAGUACCAUUCGGAGCAUAAUCGAGUGCGGACGAGUCCGAGCAGCGCACCAAAACCUAACCCGGAACAGUCCAACAAUAUGCUGUUACAGUUAUUAAAUGAGAAAAAUGACGACGAUGACGAGGAAGCAAGGAUUGGGUUGAAGAAGAGUAACGAACUUCUUCAAAAGCUUUUGAAAAACCAAGACGAAGAAAAGAAGCAAAAAGAACCAUCGGGUGAUGAUCAUCUCCUAAAAAGUCUUGGCUUUCAAACAUCGUCCUCAUCCCCGUCUCAGUCAAACGAAAAUUCUCAAGGUUCGCGCAAGAGAUCAGGCGACGAUUUGAAUGUGAAUUCUUCAAUGAAACGUCCUCGAGAUGGAUCGCACCCAUCUGUAUCUGGUACAAACUCUAUGAACAAAGAUCUGUGGCAAAAGAACAAAAUGCUAGCUUCGCUUUUGGCUAAAGAACCUGAGCAGCCAACCACUAUCCCACCGAUUCCUCAAUCUGUGAUAUCAGGAACCCCACAGGAUAAACUGCCCCGCGUGACGGAUCGCUUAAAGCAACAUCCGCCACAACAGUCGCCAUGGGCUACUAGUAGAAUGCAGCCAGUUGUUGUCAGCAACACUAUUACCACAACUGCAACUUCGGCCCGUACUCCUCUCCAAAAUCUACCUAGACAACAGCUACCUCGUCAAGCAACCGAUCUCUACCUCAAUCACAUGCUUAGUCAAACGCAGCAACAAAGGCCUCAAGUCGAGCAAAUAGACUCGGAUUUCGUAAGUAGCGGAGAUUACCGGCAACCUAAUGUAGAUCCCGGCAUGUGGAACAACCAGACAUCGGAUCCAGAUCUCAAUGAUAUCUUAGAACAGUUUGUCGAUUUUACCUCCAACCAGAACACUGAAGAUUCGUCUGAAACCGCAAACGAUUUGCUGAGCGUUGCUGAAGUUCCACGGAACAAUGUCGUUAAUGAGACAAUGGCUAUAAACGCUAUACAGAAGUCACUAAUGCUAAUCGAGGCUGAAGUCAAUUCCACGUCUUCCAGCACCACGAUGCCUGGUACACCGCCAGCUUAUUCCACAGCGGUAUGUUCUAUACUGUCAACGCAGAUGAUACCCACUUUCAAUUUGAAGUAUUUACUGAAUAACUCGCCGGUUGUGACGACGAGCCAACACUAUCAAGCCGCCGCUUUAUAUCAGCAGCAGCAGCAGCAGCAGCAGCAGCAGCAGCAGCAACAACAGCAGCAGCAGCAACAGCCAAGAAUGAGAUUUAACACGCAACAAGGAAUUCGACAAACCGCUGCACAGUUCACUCAGCAACAGUUACAGAUGCAACAGCAGAGGAGUAAACUGAUUCAGCAACAUCAAAUGAAACAACGGCUUCUGCAGCAACAGCAACAGCAGCAAUUACUUAUACCUUCCAACGCUACAGCUACGGACCAAAUAAACACGGGAAUUCACAAUAUUGACAGUCUUUUGAACAAUACUGUUGCACCAAAUGUAUCUCUACAGCGGUCAAGUGUAUCGGAUUCACAAGUGUCUCCAGGAUAUGGGGGAUCCGUCCAAAUGCCUUCUGGGCACCGGCUUGCUCACUCCUAUUCUCAUCCUUCCACGUUACCUCAGCAUCCCGUAAAUAAUAACUUCAAUAGUGGUCAGCAAGGUUCCGCGCCGGCGAGGCUCUCGCCGCACUCACCUGCUGGUAUUCUCUCCUUCUCUCAUCCUCAACCGCUUUCGCCUCGAGUUUCCCAAGUGCAUUUUGUGCUUCAGGGAAAUUAUGGUAACAGUCCGAGAAUGUUCAAUGUUAAUCAGGUUAGACAGCAGCAGCAGCAACAGCAGCAGCAGCAGCAGCAACAACAACAGCAACAACCGAACCCUCAGCAACAGCAACUCCAGCAGCAACAGAGGUCGAUGCCGUCGCCUGGUACUCCGGCAUCGGCGAGACAGUCUCCAUUUCCCGCCGAAACUUUCCCUCCCCCUGCGAGUCCCACUGCUAGCCAGUUCCCCCCUGUUCCCAUUCCCAAUGCGAAUAAUCCUUCCACUCAGUAUCGGCUCCAGCGAACCACGUCGACUCCCUCCGCUACUACUCAGUUGCCAGGUGGGAUCGGUUCACCGCGUCAUUACGGUGGAGUAAAUAAGGAGCAGGCUCUUUUAUCACCUAGUCAUCCCCACUCGGGUUGCCCCGCAACACCGACCCAUAAUCAGCAUAACGUCACCAAUUCCCAACACUUCUCCAAUCAGCAACACUCAUCUAUGAUAUAUCACAACACCGCCAAUACUAUCAACACUGCUGACGUACAGAAUCAAAAUCAGUACUGUUACGAUCGGACGUCCGUUCCACUCUAUCAAAUGGGGCCUGGGGAUGCGCAGGACACUAGGCCUCUGCCUCCCAGUAAUCCUGCUAGUCACCAAAUGGGUGGAAACGCCAGCAGUACUGGUAGUAUGACCUCGGAAUUUGUUCGGCAAGAACUGAGAGCGAUUGUUGGAGCCAGGACGCAGCAGCAACAGCAGAGGGUGCCUAGUAAUCUUCAAAAUAGCUUGACUGGUCAAGUUUCUCAGGACGAUCUCGAUGCUCUCGGACUUACGUUCGAGAUGUCUACCGCAGGUGAGCCUGUGGGUAGCGAUGGCCCUGCAAAGAGCUGGGCCAUUGGGAGUGCCGGAAGCGCCCCCUCUUCCUCCAGGACUACUAUCGAAGAAGUGGCCCAAGGUGAUCCAAAAGCUUCUCUGUUGCAGAAACUUUUAUCCGAGUGACUGCUGGCUAGCAUAUUGCGACGGGCAAAAAUAUAUGUAAUAUAUAUUUAAGUGAUCGAAAGGAUAAAAUACAUAAACACCUACAUACAUAAACACUAUACGUAACGGAUACUGCAGAAUAUCCCCAAGUACAAUGCGAACAAUUACGCGAGCAAUGGAUACGAUAAAAAGAAUUUUUAUUGGGAAAAAACUUUUUUUUUCUGAUAAAAUGUGUCUUCUCGGAGAGAAAAGUCUCUUGAAAGAGCAUUACAUAUUUUCAGGAGCAGUAUUUCUUGAGAAAUGAUAUUUUCAGGGAGAGAGGCGUUCAGAUUCGAGCGAAUUUAUUCAAGGUGUACAAAAUGCUUAUAGUAGAUGCAGUAGUUAUUCUUGUAACUCGACUGGAAACGCAAAAAAGUUUGUUGAAGGAUGUGUUAAGAAAAGGAUUGGAUUUUAUGUUUGCAGGGGAUGAUGGAAUGAUUUAAGGCAUUUUUGUUGGUGUUGUAUUUGGUACCACUAAAAGAAACUACGUAGGUACCUCAAGUAAGUUAAAAAAUUAUACCACUGGCUGUUGAACAUAGAACUAUUAAUAGGGUUAAUUAUUGUACACAGAAAAAAAUAGAGCACUAUCAUGUUUUCCCUUAAUUUAACAUCUUUUUGACUAUUAUAUUAUGAAUAAUAUAUUUGUGAUUGUAAGACGAAUCUGCAACCAAAAUGUGACAAAGAAUACUUGUUGUUGUUAAUAUGAUUAUAAUAACGAUUAUUACUAUUAUUUUAUUGACAUCAUCAUUAUCAUUAUUACCAAUAUUAUUGUUACAACUACAAUAUUAUUAUAAUAGUAAGGUUUAUUAUUUUAUUAUUAUUAUUAUUAUAUUAAUUAUUAUCUUAAUAUUAAUAUUGUGAAACACUUGGCGUAUGCAUAUUUCUAUUCGACAGUAAGGGUACCUUUGAGCAGGGUGGUCUAAAAAAUUACCAGCGACACAAUUCUAAGGGAGCAAAACAACCUCGCCGCCUCUUCGUGAUUUUUCAGCUUUUCAGGAUCUCUUCUCGAUGAAAGGUUCAUUUUUCCCUUACGUCGAUUUACGGUUUUUGCAUGUGGCUGUGUUUCGGUGAUCGAGCUUUCAAGAUAAUGUUUCCAUUCACGAGAUAGGAAUUUUUUUUCUAAACACCGGCGACCAUCGUUUUUCUUUUUCAUUUAUUCCUUUUAUUUUCAUUUAUUUUCAUUUAUUUUCAUUUAUUUUCAUUUAUUUUCAUUUAUUUUCUUUUAUUUCUUAUCUUGAUUGUCUCGGAUUUCAGAGACGGCGCUCGCGAACUUGAGGAAUUCCGAUGUAAAGUAUUUUUUGGACAACCCUGCGCAACAAAAUGUAUAUAUUCGUGUAUGGAAGAAAAAGAAAUCGACCCUCUAUUUUGCAUAGCUCGGUAAUUCUCUUUUUCAGAUCUUAGAUGCACACUAAAUUACUUCUAAACGACAUCCGUUGUUACACGAAUAAGAAACCUUUUCAUUAGAGAGAUAUAAACAUUAUAAUAUAUACGUGUACAAAUACACAUAAUUUUCUCUUUUCGAAUUUUACCGGCUUCGACCCAAGGUCGGACGAAAAUGCACGUCUGAGUUGAUUUCCAUUUUGGCUUGUUUUCAAAUUUUGCAUUUUAUUAAAGCGCAGUUUGGUUCAGUUUCUAAAGACGGAAUAUAACGAAGACUUUGCUCGAUAAAAUAGCGAAGACUUCGCUCGAGACUGGUGUGCAAAAUAAUUCAACUCGGCUGAAAAUUGAGUCGAGUACUCCGAACCGUCUCAGAGUUUAUAAUCGACACAUAAGUGAAAUAAUAAAUCGGAAUUUAUCAGAAAAAAACAUUUUUUCGAUUUCUUCCAAGCUAUUUAAAGAAAGAAAUAAUAAUAAAUAGUUUGGAAGCAGUCGAAAAAAUAAGGUUUCUUUUUUAUAAAUUUCAAUUUGUUGCUUCCCAAACGUUAAAUUAAAAAUAAAUAAAUUCGUUUUUGGGUUCACCGUUAAAAUGCAAAUUAUAAACAAGUUAUUUUUAUUACAAUUCAUCGAGUAUAUUUCUAGAGAAUGUUUGACAGGUUAAAAGGAACCAUUGUUAAUUAAAAUUGAAUAAAACUUUUAUUUAUUGAAUAGGAUUGUUAUAUGAUGUACAUUGUAUAGUUUUUAAAUAAUAUAUCUAUGCUCUUGAGAUCGAUGAAUAAAAAAUGUGAUUUAAAUACUUUAUUUCUGAGCAAGUUAAAAAAUAAAUAAUAUAUCUUUAUAUUCUAUGUUACUAAAAUUUGUUUACAUGAACUUUGGAAUCCUUGAAUACUUAGGUAAAUUGAAAUAAUUAAAUUUACUAAAUCAAGUUUAUUAAAUUAAUGAAUAAAAAAUUAAUCGAAAAAUUAAAAUUGGAAAAAAUUAAUUAAAUUUAAAAAAAGCUGUAUUUUGGUAAUAAAUUGACAUCAUUUUAUUAUCUUCGUGACUAAAUUCGUGACUAAAUUUUCAGCAAUUUUUCAUAAAAUUAAGAAAUUGUAACGGAAUUUUCGUAAAUUUAUCUUAAAUUACGAGUUUCGGAAUUUUCAGAUAUAACGUAUUAGAAAAUUUCAUAAGUUAACUAAAAAUAAGUAAAUUAAUAACUGAAUUUACCUAAAAUGAUCUUAAUUUUACGAAACUUGUAACUUAAUAUUCCUAACUUUAUUAUGAUUUUUCGAAAUUUAUCAUCGGGAUGAAAUAGUUUUGUAAAUCUCGAAUGUUUUACAAAAACGAAAAAAUUAUUACCAAAACUUAAAAUUUCUGGAUUUUUAAAUAAAUAAAAAAAAAGAUUGAAAAUGUUUAUGAACGAACCUGAAAUAUUUUGAAAGUAAAAGUUAACAAAACUGGGAAAAUUCAGAAAUGG
Messenger RNA from Belonocnema kinseyi, 9462 nucleotides. RefSeq names its product nuclear receptor coactivator 3-like. The record is from RefSeq and is a predicted model, not a curated record. The transcript has 22 exons. Gene Ontology annotation, molecular function: nuclear receptor binding; protein dimerization activity. Gene Ontology annotation, biological process: cellular response to hormone stimulus; positive regulation of transcription by RNA polymerase II. NCBI's taxonomy places the organism in Eukaryota, Metazoa, Arthropoda, Insecta, Hymenoptera, Cynipidae. Gene Ontology annotation, cellular component: nucleus. Bases 1794 to 6611 code for a protein of 1605 amino acids.